AAUAUUGUCCUGUCAGGUGGGAGCUCUAUGUUCAAGAAUCUUGAUCGACGUAUUCAACAGGACAUUAAGCGAAUAGUGGACAAUCGUUUAAGAAUCACAGAAGAACUCUCGGGUGGACGAAUUAAGCCUACACCAAUUGACGUCCGAGUCGUUUCACAUCCACACCAACGUUACGCCGUCUGGUUUGGUGGCUCUCUACUUGCCUCAACGGUAGCCAAGUAA
This is a messenger RNA of Protopolystoma xenopodis, 222 nucleotides long. The record is from the annotation of a GenBank genome assembly. NCBI's taxonomy places the organism in Eukaryota, Metazoa, Platyhelminthes, Monogenea, Polystomatidea, Polystomatidae.